CGUUAGUAACACAACACAACUUCCUGCUGCCCUCACCGGGCUAGUAUGAGUCCGAAAAUGGGAUACUAAUAUUACUUAUGAGCCUCACCGACACAAACGCGGAUUCUUCGAUGCAGACAUUUAUCUGAUCAAUGGAAAAAAAACUCAUUGAGAUUAAAAAUCUCUUUUUCAAGAGUGUCCUGGCCAAGGACUCCGAGUGUGAGACUGGGUGAUAAUAUCAUCAUGCCAUCAGCGAAGCUGCUGAAGAAUGCCCAAUACAUUGAAUUGGGCAGUUACCAGUAUUGGCCAGUUCUGGUGCCCAGAGGAAUCCGCCUGUACACUUAUGAGCAGGUGCCGGGAUUCCUACGGGAAAAUCCUUAUAUCACUGAUGGCUACAGAGCCUACCUGACCUCUAGACUGUGCAUUAAAAGCCUUUUCAUUCUGUCCAAUGAGACGGUUAACAUCUGGAGUCAUCUGUUGGGGUUCUUCCUGUUCUUCAUGCUGGGAGUUUAUGACUUGUUGGCAGUGCUGCCUAUGUUAGGAGCGUCCAGAGAGGACUAUGUCAUAUACUCCAUAGGCCUCUUCUGCUUCCAGGUGUGCAUGCUGUGUUCUGUGGGCUAUCACCUGUUUUGCUGCCACCGUUCUGAAAAAAACAGCCACCGCUGGAUGGCACUGGAUUAUGCUGGGAUCUCCAUAGGAAUCAUAGGCUGUUACAUUCCAGGAGUGUUCUAUGCGUUCUACUGCAAUAACUACUGGCGGCAGGUGUACCUGGUAACCGUUCUGGCCAUGAUGCUGGCAGUGUUCUUCGCCCAGAUACACCCUCAUUACUUGACCAAGAAGUGGCAGAAGCGUCGCUCUGUUACAUUCUGUGCUGUGGCGGGAUAUGGCCUCAUCCCCACCUUUCAUUGGAUCUGGCUCAGUGGGGGUUUCAGCUCAGACAUAGUCCAGGAAUUUGUUCCCAGAGUGCUGAUAAUGUAUGUACUUGCUGUAGCUGCUAUCAUCUUCUACAUGUCCAAAGUUCCAGAGCGUUAUUUUCCAGGUCAACUGAACUACUUGGGCUCCAGCCAUCAGGUGUGGCACAUAUUGGUAGUGCUCAUGUUCUACUGGUGGCAUCAGUCUGCACUUUUCAUAACCAACUAUCGACACGCUCACCCUUGCUCAGACUACCCUCUUCAUUCCUAGAGUUACGGGAUCGAGGGACACCACUGAGGACUGUUGUAUAGCAUUUUAAUUGAUCUGAAAGCUUGAACACAUUCUGUGUUUAUAAAAUAUGAUUGCAAGGUGUAUGGAUUUUUUUUUUUUAAUUGUCUUAUCGAUUUUGACACUUUUUAUACAUUUUGUAAAAGUGCCUAGAUGUUUCAGUAUAAUUAUAAUUUAAAGGCACUUGAGGUAAGCAGUGUUAGGCUUUUAAAAGCACUUUUAAAAAUCAAAGUUAAGCACCAUUUCACAGCGUCUGCAUGCGGGGGUUUC
This is a messenger RNA of Sinocyclocheilus grahami, 1449 nucleotides long. RefSeq names its product progestin and adipoQ receptor family member 3-like. The record is from RefSeq and is a predicted model, not a curated record. The transcript has 8 exons. NCBI's taxonomy places the organism in Eukaryota, Metazoa, Chordata, Actinopteri, Cypriniformes, Cyprinidae. Gene Ontology annotation, cellular component: membrane. Gene Ontology annotation, molecular function: signaling receptor activity. Bases 223 to 1161 code for a protein of 312 amino acids.